This is a messenger RNA of Wallemia mellicola CBS 633.66, 3078 nucleotides long. Its product is annotated as protein transporter. NCBI's taxonomy places the organism in Eukaryota, Fungi, Basidiomycota, Wallemiomycetes, Wallemiales, Wallemiaceae. The transcript has 12 exons. Gene Ontology annotation, molecular function: ATP binding; ATP hydrolysis activity; ATPase-coupled intramembrane lipid carrier activity. Gene Ontology annotation, cellular component: endosome; plasma membrane; trans-Golgi network. Gene Ontology annotation, biological process: phospholipid translocation; endocytosis; retrograde vesicle-mediated transport, Golgi to endoplasmic reticulum. The record is from RefSeq and is a predicted model, not a curated record. Bases 1 to 3078 code for a protein of 1025 amino acids.
AUGGAUGAUAUCUCUGAUAGUGACUAUCGUAGAAUACAACUAAAUAGCCCCAGUAAAACCAAAUAUUCAGCCAAUAUAGUGAAAAACCAAAAGUACAACUUGAUAUCAUUCAUUCCUUAUGUUUUAUACGAACAAUUUAAGUUCUUCUUCAACCUAUACUUUCUCUUAGUUGCAUUAUCUCAAUUUAUACCACCUUUGAAGAUUGGUUUCAUAUCAACUUACAUCGCACCACUUGCUUUCGUUUUAUGCGUUACGAUAUCUAAGGAGGCCUACGAUGACUAUUUAAGACAACAGCGUGAUAAAGAAGUCAAUUCAUCACUCUAUUCUGUUAUCAAUCCAAAUCCCUCAGCUAGUUUAGAAUCAGGAGAUACUCAGGCUAUCAAACUGACGCCUUCAUCACGAAUAAAAGUGGGUGACUUACUACUCCUUGAAAAGAACCAGCGCAUUCCUGCAGACUUGGUUUUACUGAGGUGUACAGACUCAACUGGUACUUGUUUCGUAAGAACCGAUCAGCUGGAUGGUGAAACAGAUUGGAAAUUAAGGGUAGCCGUACCAUCAACUCAAUCACUCGAAAGCGAUUCCGACCUACUUCAUGUUAAAGCUGAAUUUCUGGCCGGUCCUCCAAUUAAAGACAUCCACACAUUCAAAGGAUCAGUUCACCAUCACGGCUCUAGUAUUUUCGAACAAGCAUUACCUACGGAACCUUUAUCGGCUGAAAAUUGCUUGUGGGCAAACACAGUCCUCGCUGCUGGAUCUGCUGUUGGCGUUGUUGUAUAUACGGGUAAAGAGACACGCGCGGUUAUGAAUACCAGUAAUCCAAAAAGCAAAGUUGGUUUGUUAGAUUGGGAGAUUAAUAGACUUGCCAAGAUUCUCUGUUUGGUUACUUUCCUUCUAUCCGUUGCUUUGGUCGCUUUAAAUGGUUUCAGAGGUCAAUGGUACAUCUAUAUAUUCCGUUUCUUGAUUCUGUUCUCUUCUAUUAUUCCCAUAAGUUUGCGUGUCAAUUUGGAUAUGGGUAAAACAGCUUAUUCAAAGCAAAUAAUGAAGGAUAAAAAUAUUCCUGGUACCGUAGUUCGUACAUCAACACUUCCAGAGGAGCUUGGUCGUAUUUCAUAUCUUCUUAGUGAUAAGACUGGUACACUGACUCAAAAUGAAAUGAUCAUGCGUAAAUUGCAUAUGGGGACAAUGUCAUUCAGUAAUGAUUCAAUGGAUGAAAUACGCUAUCAGUUAGCAACCUUCUAUGGAGCAGCAGAUGAUGACGAUUCCAAAGCCCCUACGCUUGUCACUGGAGUACAAUUAGCUAGUCGCGGUCGUCGCGAUAUGAGUUCACGUGUUAAAGAUGUCGUGAUGGGUUUGUCUUUAUGUCACAAUGUUACGCCCGUAUCAAAUGAUGACGGCUCAGUCUCCUAUCAAGCCUCCUCACCGGACGAAGUAGCUAUAGUAAAUUGGACUGAGAGUGUUGGAAUGACUCUUGUGCAAAGAGACAGAAAUCAAAUUACAUUGAGAACACCUUCAAACGCCUUGUUAAAAUUUGAAGUACUUCAAUUGUUCCCGUUCACAUCAGAAUCCAAAAGGAUGUCUAUAAUAGUUCGAGAUACGGAAACUGGUGAGAUCACAUUUUACGAGAAGGGUGCGGAUGUUGUCAUGAUUCCUCGAGUUCAACGUCAAGAUUGGUUAGAAGAAGAGACGGGUAAUAUGGCACGCGAGGGUCUUCGUACACUUGUUAUGGCGCAGAGAAUCCUCACUGAAAAUACAUACGCGACGUUUGAAAAGGCUUAUAAUGAAGCCAAGGUUAACUCAAGUAUUGGUAGAUUAGAUGUCACACCUGAAGAGGUUGUAGAUAAAUAUCUCGAGCAUGAUCUUGAAUUAUUAGGUUUGACUGGUGUAGAGGAUAAACUUCAAGAGGAUGUGAAAUCUACGCUCGAGUUACUCAGGAAUGCCGGACUUAAGAUAUGGAUGUUAACGGGUGACAAGAUUGAGACUGCCACAUGUAUUGCGAUAUCGAGUAAACUUGUUUAUCGUAAUCAAUAUAUACAUCAAAUUGCUAAAGCCAAAACAGUUGAAGAAAUGAAAGAUCAUCUUGAUUUCCUCCAAUCUAAACCAGACUCUUGUUUGGUAAUUGAUGGUGAUUCACUUAACCUCUGCUUAAACAAUCUCAAACCAGAAUUCAUCCAGGUGGCCACACAAUUAUCAGUCGUCGUUGCAUGUAGAUGCUCGCCCACACAGAAGGCUGACAUCGCGAAAUUGAUAAGAGCGCAUACAAAGAAGCGUGUGUGCUGUAUAGGUGAUGGUGGUAAUGAUGUUAGUAUGAUUCAAGCGGCAGACGUUGGUGUUGGUAUUGUCGGAAAAGAAGGAAAACAAGCCUCACUCGCUGCUGACUUUUCAGUCAAUCAGUUCUCAUUUUUGACCAGAUUGCUGGUGUGGCAUGGAAGAAAUUCCUAUAAGAGAUCUGCAAAACUUGCUCAGUUCGUCAUCCAUAGAGGUUUGAUUAUUUCAAUCAUUCAAGCAGUUUUUAGUGCCAUAAUGUAUUUCGCUCCAAUUGCAAUCUAUCAAGGCUGGCUUAUGGUUGGUUAUUCAACAAUAUACACAAUGGCACCCGUAUUCUCAUUAGUAUUUGAUCGGGAUGUCAAUGAGGAAUUAGCGUUACUAUAUCCAGAGCUCUAUAAGGAAUUGACAAAAGGACGUUCUUUAUCUUUCAAAACUUUCUUCACCUGGAUGAUGGUAUCAGUCUAUCAAGGUGGUGCUAUUAUGAUAAUGAGCUUGCUUCUAUUCGAAAAUGAGUUUUUGAAUAUUGUUGCUAUAUCAUUCACGUCCCUGAUCGUUAAUGAAUUAAUAAUGGUAGCAUUAGAAAUAACUACAUGGCAUUUAUACAUGGUUAUUGCAGAAAUAGUUACUCUCAUCAUUUACAUUCUUAGUAUGGUACUAUUACCUGAAUAUUUUGACCUUUCAUUUGUUUUCUCUUUACGAUUUGUUUGGAAGGUUGCAGUUAUUGUUGCGGUCUCAUCGCUACCAUUAUAUGUUUACAAAGCGGUUAGAUCGAGGUUUGCACCUGCAAACUACGCCAAAUUGUCAUAUCUCUAG